UAUCAACAACAACUGUUUUUGUUUAUGUGGACCUAGAAUGAAGGAAUUUAGUCGUCUGGUUGAAGAUUUUGCUUUUAAAAUUUUAAAAACGAAAGAUUAUGCUAAAAUGUUCCUGUGGAUACCAAAAGUAAUGUUUCGACAAAUUUUCAUGUGGCCUAAACAGAAAACCUACAGCAUCAAGUCGUUUUUCUUUUGUUUAAUCUCAAUUUCGCUUACGAUUUUUUCUCUAAUUGGAAUGGUCAAUGAUUUAGAGUAUGAUUUUGGCACAAAACACAUAAAUACGUUUAAUAUUGUUAUUCAAAUUGGCUAUUUACAAGUAGGUAAUCUAUUUUUCUUUAUUAUUAAUGUAUAAUGUUAAUGGAAC
Psylliodes chrysocephalus is the source of this 364-nucleotide messenger RNA. The record is from the annotation of a GenBank genome assembly. NCBI's taxonomy places the organism in Eukaryota, Metazoa, Arthropoda, Insecta, Coleoptera, Chrysomelidae.